Callorhinchus milii (elephant shark) is the source of this 5467-nucleotide messenger RNA. RefSeq names its product ankyrin repeat domain-containing protein 50. Lineage: Eukaryota; Metazoa; Chordata; Chondrichthyes; Chimaeriformes; Callorhinchidae. The record is from RefSeq and is a predicted model, not a curated record. Bases 784 to 5049 code for a protein of 1421 amino acids. The transcript has 4 exons. Gene Ontology annotation, molecular function: protein binding.
AGAGAAAGAAAGAAGAGAGAGAAAGAAAGAAGAGAGAGAAAGAAAGAGACAGGAGUGGAUACAAAUCUUGUUGGGAACUGAAACACCACCAGACAAGGAAGAGGGAUAUUUUUUGUAUCUUUUUCUAUAUAUAUAUAUAAUAUAUAUAUAUAUAUAUAUAUAUAUCUCCCACUCACUCACUCACACUCACACACUCACAGAAAACAGCUACAAUGGAUGGAUAUUGCAUCCCAGCCUCACUCGGUGAGAUACAUUUCAUCUUGUGUCGAGAUGGAGGAGAAAGAGAAGAAGGUGCGAAACACUGAUCCGGAUUUCGCUGUCUUUUGUGUUACUCUGUGACUUAGUUGUUGGUGGUGGUGGAGGAGGAGGAGAAGAAGGAAGGAAGAAAGAAAGGAAGGAGAGAAAAAGAGCGAAAGAGUCAGCCAGCCAGCGAAUGGGUCGGAGCUUACAGAUGUUCUCCUGCGGGAAAGAGAGAGUGAGUGAGAGUAAGUAAGGGAAGAGAGAGAGAGAGAGAGAGAGUGAGUGAAUAGAUAGAUAGAAGUGAGCAGUCAGGAAUCUGCUCUGCUCUGGUGGGACUUUUCCUGGAGGAAGGAGAAACACACGUUUGAUUCACUCUCGCGUUGCUGUUUUUAUCCUGGGAUUUGUAUUAUUAUCAUUAUUAUUAUUAUCAUAAUUAUUAUUAUCAUCAUCGAGUAAUUGUCUGACUCCCUGUCCUGUCCUGUGGGCUGGCGUUUGCGGACAAGGAAACACACAGACAGACAGACAGACAGACAGACACACACCAUGUCUCAGAGUUUGUUGCAGGGGAAGAGGUUUUUCUGCAGGGAGUGGGUCUUCCACAAGCUCCAGCAUUGCCUACAGGAGAAGAACAGCAGCAGCAGUAAAGCGCCCUCUAACUCCAACCCCAACCCCAGUGGGAAGAGCCCGGCCGGGGGUCUGGGGGGUGUCCUGAUGAUCGGGGGUCCGGGCAGCGGGAAGACCGCCCUGUGCAGCGAGUUGCUGUGGCCCACCUGCCCCCAGCUGGUCCAGCGGGGUCUCCAGCGCCAGGCGCUCGCCUAUCACUUCUGCCAGGCUCACGACUCGGACACGCUGUGCGUCGGUAACUUCAUCCGCAGCCUGGUCUCCCAGCUCCGGGCCAGCCACCUGCUGCAGGGCUACGAGGAGCGGCUCCGGGAGGCCGCCCUGCACAGCGCCCUACAACCCGGGGAGUGCGAGAGGAACCCCGCAGAGGCCUUCAAGAGAUGUGUGCUCUUGCCACUGUUGGGAAUAAAGCCACCUUCACAGAAUCUCUUCCUAGUUGUGGAUUCUAUCGACGAGGGCUGGAACUGUACUGAUGGAGAACAGAGGCAAACGGGCCUGACACAAACAAUCGCCGAGAUCCUCGCCAGUCAUCAUGAGUUCUUCCCACCGUGGCUGCUGCUGAUCUGCUCUGCCAGGAAGCAGAGUAAAGCAGUGACUAAACUGUUCACAGGCUUCCGAAAAAUUAGCUUGGAUGAUCUGCGCAAAGCCUACAUCGUGAAAGAUGUACAGCAGUAUAUCCUGUAUCGUCUAGACCAGGAGGAGGCACUGAGGCAGCACCUGACGAAGGAAACGGCCGAGAUGCUGAACCAGCUUCACAUCAAAAGCAGCGGCUGCUUCCUGUAUCUGGAGCGGGUGCUGGACGGGGUGGUGGAGAGUUUCAUCAUGCUGCGCGAGAUUCGGGACAUUCCCGGGACGCUGAACGGGCUCUACCUCUGGCUGUGCCAGAGGCUUUUCGUGCGAAAACAGUUUGCAAAGGUCCAGCCUAUUUUGAACGUGAUCCUGGCUGCUUGCAGGCCGUUGACUAUCUUGGAGCUGUACCACGCAGUCUGGACGAAAAACAUGAGCUUGACCAUGGAGGAAUUUCAAAGGAAAUUGGACAUCUUGUCCAAGGUUCUCAGAGAUGGCCUGGGGAACACUAAAAUUCUUUUCCACUACAGCUUUGCGGAGUGGUUGCUCGACGUGAAGCACUGCACCCAGAAGUACUUGUGCAACGCGGCGGAGGGGCACAGGAUGCUGGCCAUGAGCUACACGUGCCGGGCCAAAGAGCUCUCACCGUUGGAGGUUCAGGAAUUUGCGCUGCACCUGCUCAAUUCUAACCUGCAGCUGGAACCCCAUCACCUGGCCCUGUGGAUGGUCUGGAACAACACUCCCGUGAAGGGGGCUUUGUCUACCAUGAUCCCGAAAGAGCAGGAGAUACUGCAGCUGCUCGUCAAAGCGGGAGCUCACGUCAACAGCGAGGACGACCGCACGUCUUGCAUCGUCCGGCAGGCGCUGGAAAGGGAGGACUCCAUUCGAACCCUGCUGGACAACGGCGCCUCUGUCAACCAGAGCGACUCCAAUGGACGAACGCUCUUGGCGAGCGCGGCCUACAGCGGCAAUUUGGACGUCGUGAACUUGCUGAUAUCCAGGGACGCUGACCUGGAGAUUGAAGACAGUCACGGGCAGACAGCACUUACGCUUGCCUCCAGGCAGGGACACACCAAGGUCGUGAACUGCCUGAUUGGACACGGCGCCAACAUCAACCACAACGACCAGGACGGCUGGACGGCCCUGAGGUCGGCCGCUUGGGGGGGCCACACGGAGGUGGUGUCCGCCCUUCUCUACGCGGGGGCCAAGGUGGAUUGCGCGGACGCGGACAGCCGCACCGCGCUGCGGGCCGCGGCCUGGGGGGGCCACGAGGACAUCGUGCUGAACCUGCUCCAGCAUGGAGCGGAGGUGAACAAGGCGGAUAACGAAGGGAGGACCGCGCUCAUUGCCGCGGCCUACAUGGGCCACAGGGAGAUCGUGGAGCACCUGGUGGACCACGGGGCGGAGAUCAACCACGAGGACGUGGACGGCAGGACGGCGCUGUCGGUGGCCGCGCUCUGCGUGCCCGCCAGCAAGGGCCAUGCCUCGGUGGUCAGCUUGCUGAUCGACCGGGGGGCCGAGGUGGAUCACUGCGACAAGGACGGGAUGACCCCGCUCCUGGUGGCCGCCUACGAGGGCCACGUGGACGUCGUUGACCUGCUCCUGGAAGGAGGGGCGGACGUGGACCACACGGACAACAAUGGCCGCACCCCGCUCCUGGCGGCCGCCUCCAUGGGCCAUGCGUCGGUGGUGAAUACGCUGCUGUUCUGGGGGGCGGCCGUGGACACCAUCGACAGCGAGGGCAGAACCGUGCUGAGCAUAGCCUCCGCCCAGGGCAACGUGGAAGUGGUGCGCACUCUGCUGGACAGAGGCCUGGACGAGAACCACAGGGACGACGCCGGCUGGACGCCGCUGCACAUGGCGGCCUUCGAGGGCCACCGGCUGGUGUGCGAGGCGCUGAUCGAGCAGGGGGCCCGGACCAACGAGGUGGACAACGACGGCAGGAUCCCCCUGAUCCUGGCCGCCCAGGAGGGCCACUACGACUGCGUGCAGGUCGUGCUGGAGAACAAGUCCAACGUGGACCAGCGCGGCUACGACGGGAGGAACGCGCUGCGGGCGGCCUCGCUGGAGAGCCACCGCGACGUCGUGGAGCUGCUCCUGAGCCACGGGGCUGACGUCGACUGCAAGGACGCGGACGGCCGGCCCACGCUGUACAUCCUGGCCCUGGAGAACCAGCUGGCCAUGGCCGAGUACCUGCUGGAGAACGGGGCCGACGUGGAGAGCACCGACGCCGAGGGCCGGACGGCCCUGCAUGUGUCCUGCUGGCAGGGCCACCUGGAGAUGGCGCGGCUGCUGCUGAGCGACCGGGCUGACGUGAACGCCGCGGACAACGAGAGACGGUCAGCCCUGCAGAGCUCGGCUUGGCAGGGCCACGCCCGGGUGGUGCAGCUGCUGAUCGACCACGCAGCCCUGGUGGAUCACACGUGCAACCAAGGGGCCACGGCCCUGUGCAUCGCCGCCCAAGAGGGCCACGCCGUGGUGGUGCAGACGCUCCUGGAGCACGGGGCUGACCCCAACCACGCGGACCAGUUCGGCCGCACCGCCAUGCGGGUGGCGGCCAAGGGCGGCCACACCCAGAUCAUCAAGCUGCUGGAGAAGUACGGGGCCAGCAGCCUGAACGGGUGCAGCCCCUCCCCGGUUCACACCAUGGAGCAGACCGGCCCUCAGUCCGUCGCCACGAAGACGCGCUCGCUCACCAUCAAGUCCAACAGCUCAGGCAGCACGGGCGGCGGCGGCGGGGGGGACCUGCAGGCCGCCAUGCGCGGGCUGACCAACGGCCCGCAGCACCCCUUCAGCUCGCCUUCCGAAUCCCCGGACUCCACGGUCGACCGGCAGAAGUCCUCGCUGUCCAACAACUCGCUCAAGAGCUCCAAGAACUCUUCCCUCCGCACGACCUCGUCCACCGCCACGGCGCAAACCGUGCCGAUGGACAGUUUCCACGGCAUGUCCUUCACGGAGCAGAUACAGCAGCACUCGCUGCCUCGCAGCCGGAGCAGGCAGUCCAUCGUGUCGCCCUCGUCGACCACCCGUUCGAUAGGACAGUACCCGGGCUCCCCCGGCAGUGAGUGUGAAUGGGGGGUGGGGAAGCCCAAUGCCAGGUCCGGUAAAGGUAGCAAAGGGGGGGUACGCAAUGAGCCCAGCGAGGGCUCCAACAAAGCCGGCUCCUCUGGCAAGAGGACAUCUCAGGGCAAACCGGGCAGUUCCUCUCAGCCCAAGGUUCCCGAAUACGAAAUGACGCAGCUGGACAAGCGCACGGCCGCCACUAAAGCCUCGCCAAAUCAGCCCGCCUCGCUGAAACAAGCGUCCACCGAGUCGCAGUGUAAAAUACUGAUACCACACAGCCCGCAGGAAACCGUGAGGUCCCAGCAGCAAUUCCUCAUCCAGCAGCACGUGGAGCAAAAGAAAAGGAACGGCAUCAUGACCAACCCUAACUACCUGCAGGGGAAUCCGGUGUACCUGGGCAGGGUAGCUGUUCCAAGGAGCGGAACAGAGCGGGGACACAACGAAUGUUUGGAAGGUUAUCCACUCACGGAAACAGAACUGAGCCUCAAUCAAGCCCUCAAACUGCAAAUUGAGGGGACAGACCCCAGCUAUAACUGUAAGAAGGAGACACCAUUGUAGUAGAGCAAUGUUAAGGACCUUCGUUGAAGAAGUGCAGAAUUUCAUUCCCAUCGUUCUUUGCUGCCAGUUCUCAGAAGGUACUGAAUCCAAGGGACAGCCUCAAUGGAACAUGAGCCUGACUGAUGGACCCCAGCCUAGACGGUGCCUCCACUCCCUGAAAAUGACGGAGGGAAAGAGACUUUAACGGCUGCACACAGGUCGCAUACGAAAAAAAACAGUGCCUAUGUCUAAAGGCUGCCUUUCAAGUGUAACCCUCUUUUGCUUUAUAUAUUUGUUUUGUGUACUUUGUAUUUAAUACACAUUGUAUGCACUUUUUCAUAAAGACAAAACAGUAUAUUACAGCUCAACUGCAGUCGUUGUUGAAAUAACGCAAUGGGAGAGAAAUCGUGUGUGUGCGCAGAAUGUGAAUCAGAACGCC